AUGGCCCAGGCCGCAUCAGCUGCUUCAACCCUCCCAACGAAUGGGCUCAGCUUGAACAGGCUGGCCGAGAAGGAGGCCUACGAGCUCCAGCAGUAUAACAAGAUUAUACGGCUUCGCGAUGCCAUCAUUGCGGGAAAACACCCCACCAUCACGGUUCCGCGCAGCCUGGCCGCGUCGCCAAAGCCUGUCCCCCUUCACAAUGAAGGGCCCAGGGCGGCCGCCGAACCCGCGCUGCAUGGCGCAGGGGGUCCUGUAGCCACCGCGCCUCUGACUCGGCCCGAUGCAUCGGCUCGGCAUGAACCGAAUCGUGAUUCUGAUUCUCUAGAAAAGUCCGAUCAGCUUGUGAUAGCCGAGCUGCAGCUUCAAAGGCAACGUUUGGAGCGCGCGUUGAAGGAUGAGUUUGAGCAACGCCGAUCGAGCUUCAAAGUCGGCCAGGCAGAGCCAUCCUCGGAUCUUGACCUGUCUCAUGUGCUUGCCAAAGCCCUUGACCUGGUGCAAGCCGAUGCUGUUGCCCCUUCUGCUUCUGCCUCUGCUUCUGCUUCUGCUGCUGCUGCUGCUGCCUCAUCAGCAGAUGGCGAGAACUUGAACGUCGUCGCCGAUACUACAAGUGACUCCUUGGAUGAGAGCACCUUUUACUCGUCCCGUCAUGAUACUCCCGAUUCUCAUCUAACCUCGCGUGUGCGUACCUUAUCAGAAUCUCAAGAUGGUGCUAACCGUAGGUCGCAACAUGAACAACCGUCACGGCAGGCCAACACGCAUGUCGAACGUCCCUCCGACCCUGUUGCUGGAACCAUUGCUUCCGCGCAUCCUCCGCAUCCUGGCCCACGUAGCAGCCAUGCCGCGGCAGACGACGCGCGUCUGACCUCCCAGAUAAGCGUCGUACCUGGCCUGAAUAAUUACAUUCAUGGUGCCACCACGGGCCCUUCCGUCUUGAGGCAUAGCAAGAAUGCCGUCGGCAAACCGGAUGAUCUGUUUCAUGAAAGAGCCCAAAUGGCGACAAUGCUAGCCAGCUCCAAAAGUCAAGCGCAAGCGCCGCCGCAUACUACUCGCCCGGCUGAUGGCGAGCGUCUUGACAGUCAUCCUCCUUCGCCGCUCAUUCGCAAUCAUUCUCUGCAAGUCGUUGCUCCGCAGCCGACUCAUCCUUCGUCGUUGAGUGCAUUGGCUAAAGCAUCACCCAUUGUUCCAGAAGCUACCAGUCGUCGCAGUACCGUGGGGACUACCGCGCAAGUUGUAGCCUUGAGGACAGAAAACAAUAAUGUAACAAGCCCUGAUAGUUCGUCGCAAGGCGGGAAGAAGAGAAGCAAAAAGAAGAAGAGGAAAGCCGACAAGCAGGAAACUGACCCCGAAACGGUUCCGCGCAUCAAACCCGAGCCCCGGUCACCGUCCCCGCUCAACGCCCCUUCCUUCACUCGCCCGACCAAGCGACAAAGACAAGUCCAAGGGCCACCCGCCGAACUGGGGCAUGCACCAAGGUAUAACCACGGCAAUGCUGUUGGCAAUGCCGGCAUUGGAUAUGUCGCGCCGUCAGGGAGGGCAAGUGCUGUGCCGGUAGGUCAUGUCGGCGGAAGCGGCUAUCCUCAACAACAACAAGUCUACAGCAACUCUGCUGCGACGGGAGAAUCGAGCUACAGCGGUUAUUACGGUGAACAGUGGGUGCUCGCGGAAGAAGCCGUCGAUCGACAGGCCCAUCCAGCCGACCUAGCACCGCAGUAUUCGACGAGGCCUGUCCAUCCACCAAGAGCAGUGUCGCAAGUCAUAGUGGCUGAUCCCUACUCGGUCGGGUCGCGUCCCUAUCGUGAGUACCAUGAUGGGUCCCGGUCUACGCAUGCCGAGGGCGAAGCAUUCAUCCCCCCUCCGCGACCCGCCCCCUCAAGAAUUCUGGUUGAUGCCUAUGGCCGUGAGUAUAUCGAGCCCCCCCAGCACACUGCGUCGCGUCCAUAUGCCGUCCCUCCGCCGCCGCCGCAGAACGGUGAGCAGGAAAUAGUGUACGAGCGGCUGCCCAGUGCCUCCUUGUCACGUCACGCGGCUCCGCGGCAGUUUGAAGAUGGCGGCAGCAUCGUGUAUAGGGCGCCGGCGCCUCCGCCUUCGCAGGUGUAUCCCGUGGGUCGACGGCUCAUAAGCCAGCCAGAGUAUGCUGCCCACGAUUACCGUGACGAACGUCAAAGAGAGUACUCUGCUCGUCCGCCUUUGGCUGCCCAAGGUGAAUUCGUCCAAGUGCUCGCUCCGCCAGAGAGGAGAUAUAACGGGGAUGAGGGCUAUGGGCUGCGCCCGGCAAGCGUGCGACCGGUUGAAGCUGUCCGUUACCAGAUGGCCCCUGACUUUGGACGAGUUCAUGCAGCGCGCCCCGAACUUCAUGGGCCGCCAGAGUACAGAGCCAGCGUCCACCCAGACGGUCGCCGCGAGGUCUUGCAGCCGUACCUGAGAGAAUACCAUCCCAGCCAGGAGCCGGUCAUGCGAAGGUCGUACAGCGUCCGGCCGGUUGAUGGUGCGCAAAGCGGUCAGCUUGGCGGGGGAGUGGAGGUGGCCUAUUUGGAAAGGCCAAGCGGCGGUGCUCAGGAGAUGGUGUAUACGGAUGAUGCCAGACGAGAGGGCUACAGAUGA
Messenger RNA from Ustilaginoidea virens, 2601 nucleotides. RefSeq lists its product as uncharacterized. NCBI's taxonomy places the organism in Eukaryota, Fungi, Ascomycota, Sordariomycetes, Hypocreales, Clavicipitaceae. The record is from RefSeq and is a predicted model, not a curated record. The coding region runs from base 1 to 2601 and encodes 866 amino acids. The transcript has a single exon.